This is a messenger RNA of Branchiostoma floridae (Florida lancelet), 1192 nucleotides long. Its product is annotated as ankyrin repeat and SOCS box protein 16-like. Gene Ontology annotation, biological process: intracellular signal transduction. The record is from RefSeq and is a predicted model, not a curated record. Lineage: Eukaryota; Metazoa; Chordata; Leptocardii; Amphioxiformes; Branchiostomatidae. Gene Ontology annotation, molecular function: protein binding. The transcript is spliced from 3 exons. The coding region runs from base 8 to 1192 and encodes 394 amino acids.
CGCUUGUAUGGUGGGGCACUUGGACUGUAUUUCCGUGCUCCUGCGCUUCGGGGCGGACCCCGAGGCCAAGGCGACGAGAUUCGGGGCGCUCCUGCGACCCCGGGACCGAGAACAGGUGGGCACUGUGGUCCACCCGCUGUCCCCCACGCAGCUCUGCGCCGCACACGGGCACCAGGACUGUCUGGCGAGGCUGCUCGAGUCUCUGCCUGCUCAAAAAGAUCCAGUCGCGACGACGGCGCUUUACGGAGCGUCGGUGGCGCACAUAAGCCGGACCCCUCCGCUCCAUCUCGCCGCGGUUCUGGAGCGGCUGGACUGUCUCAAGAUGCUCCUUUCGCGGGGGGUAGACCCUGAGGAGCGUGACGUCACGGACAUGGUGGAGACAUUUGGCAGAGGGCAGGUUGAAGACAGCGUCUGCCUGCAGGAAAUUCUCCAGUACGCGUAUGGGGGCUUGGACGCGGCGCUGGGUCUUCGGGGGAUGACCGCUCUGCUCCACGCCUGCAAGACGGCAAACUCCGCCUGCCUGGAGGUCCUUCUACGGCACGGCUUGGACUGUAGUUCUCCGGCGCGCCGCCUGGAGUCCCCACUGCACCUUCUCGCCGCCAACGGCGUCAGGUACAAGAACAGGCACGGCGUCUCAGACCACUGUUUUGAAAACUGUCUCAGACUUCUCCUGAACCACGGGGCCCUCGUUAACUGUACCGACGACACGCGCGUCAACCUGAUCGACAAACCCGUGACCAAAAUGUUCAAAGAGGGGUUGCCGGAGCAUUGCCUGUUGAACUGUAUCCUCAUGUACUUGGAUGCUUCUACGUUCACACUCAGAAGAACCAAGGAGGUGCCUUCCUGGGUGAAGCCGUACCAUUGGCACAACCUGGACGGGGCCUGUGAGGAAGAUGGCGCGCCCGCGGAUGCAGUACACACCCUUACCGCUAGGGUCACUGCUGAGAUACCAAGGGACAUGCUCUUCAUGGGAAUGCCAGACGACCGUGAGAUGGGGAUAGUUCCCAACUGCAACGGGGUUUACCUGAAAUAUGUCCUCUCACUUCCCAACGAGCCGCGGAAAUUGGCGGACCUGUCCCGACUGGUCGUCAGAAGGUGCCUGGGUACGCGCGUGCAGAGGGACAUCGGCAAACUCAAACUGCCUAAGGCGCUGGAGAGGUUCGUGCUUCUCUGGGACCUGAACUGCGACUAG